Molecule: messenger RNA, 3249 nt
Organism: Sapajus apella (tufted capuchin)
Lineage: Eukaryota; Metazoa; Chordata; Mammalia; Primates; Cebidae
Gene: ANKRD49
Product: ankyrin repeat domain 49
Exons: 3
Coding region: 1453-2169 (238 amino acids)
Molecular function (GO): protein binding
Source: RefSeq, a predicted model, not a curated record
UGGCUGUUUGGAAGGCCGCAGCCGGAGCUCGUGGGCCUGUGAGCUAUCGGCCCGUAGCAGAGUGCCGGAGCUGGAUGCCCUCUCCCUCCCUCCCACUCGCCAGAACUUCUACCGGUGUCACCCCUGGGUCCUUGAGUUCAGCACAUCUGUAUUGCUUUGUGCUGAGAGCAGUAAGAUGUAUAGUGCAGUGAAAAAUAAUGUGGAACUUUUGAAUUAGAAUGUCUGCCCUUUCAGUUCCAUUGAAUGGUCCUUGAUCUAGGGCAAGUUGUUUUAAUCUAUCUGAACCUCAGUGCCUUCACCUGCAAGGUUUAUAGCUGCGCCUAUCACUGAGUUGUUUGUAAGGAGUUGACAUAGUUCGGUUGUCUCUCAAAAUAGGAUGUUCCCUUUAAGUUAAGAAACAUACCCUGAUAUUCCUGAUAUCAUCAUCAAGUAAGGAUGCUAAUCAGUUUUGAUUUUUAACUGUGAAUCGGGUAGAUGCGCCUAGGUUUGGUUUAAACUAAAUAUGCCAGUAAAUUUUUUAUAUAAUUUAUUAUACAUGGAUCUGUAAACUCAAAACUUAUAUAAAGGGAGUUUUUAUUAAAAGGAAAGGCACGUUGGGGGAAAGGGUAAGAUCUGUGGUAUGAGGUUACUAUAUUUGAUAUAAUUACAAGUGAACUUUACAUUAUUUAUUAGCAUCUGUUAAGUGUUUAAUGAAUUGAUGUAUAGUCAUUUUUGUGUUGCAAGGUUCAGGAAUUAGUUUAAGAAGGAAAAAGUGGAAGCUCCAGGAGAAUUAAUAAAACACAAAGCAAUUCUGAUUGGGUGUCUCUGAAUGGGACUGAAAAGUGGGAUCGGCCUUAGGAACACUUUAGUAAAAUUCUUACAUUUUACAAUAAAGUAACAGGUCCAGAAAAGUUACUGGACAUGAGUAAUAAAUUUAAACUUGAGUUUAGUGCUAUUGCCACUAGUAAUAAAAUUCAGUACAUUAGGAUUGUACACUGUUAAACUUGUGAGAUUAGGUACAAAGAAAUCAGCAACUUGGGGUUAUGCCUAACUCCGGAACUUCUCAGAAUCCAUUCCAGGCAAAAUCAAGUGCCAAGACUUUAAUUAAAUUUAAUGCCAGAUGUAUUUCUUAAUGCUUUCUAUAGACAAGUGGUAGUUAAAUAUAAUUUACUGUGGUCCUUAUCUUUAAGCUUAUAAUAUUUAAGAGGCUAAAACAAGAACAAAGUUAGUGGUGAAAUACAACAAAAUGUAGCACCAAAAAAAGUAGAAAGCAGAGAGAUCUAAAUGGGAAGAUCAAGAAAGAAUGAAAGAGAUAACAUCUGAGAAGAACCUUGAAAGACUGAUAAGAUUAUAACACAUAUAGUUCAGAGGCUAAGAAUUGAUCUUGAUGAAUAAAGCAGUCAUAAUUCAUCUCUAGAAAGAUUGUUUUUACCAUGGCAUUUGAAAUGCUUUUUAUUUAGAAUAAUAGUAAAAAUGGAAAAAGAAAAAGGAAAUGAUGGAAUACUAGACCAAGAGAAUUCCUUGGAUUUUUCUGAACACUUUAACCAACUUGAAUUGUUGGAAACACAUGGACACCUUAUUCCUACUGGGACUCAAAGUCUCUGGGUAGGCAAUUCUGAUGAAGACGAGGAGCAAGAUGAAAAAGAUGAAGAGUGGUAUCGAUUGCAAGAAAAAAAAAUGGAAAAAGACCCAAGCAAAUUGCUUCUUUGGGCUGCUGAAAAAAACCGGCUUUCUACGGUGCGGAGACUACUUUCUGAAAAGGCCACUCACGUGAACACUAGGGAUGAAGAUGAGUAUACGCCUCUUCAUCGCGCAGCCUACAGUGGACACUUAGAUAUUGUCCGGGAGCUCAUUGCUCAGGGGGCAGAUGUUCAUGCAGUGACUGUGGAUGGCUGGACGCCCCUGCACAGUGCUUGUAAGUGGAAUAAUACCAGAGUGGCUUCUUUCUUACUGCAGCAUGAUGCAGAUAUCAAUGCCCAAACAAAAGGCCUCUUGACCCCCUUGCAUCUUGCUGCUGGGAACAGAGACAGCAAGGAUACCCUAGAACUCCUCCUGAUGAACCGUUACGUCAAACCAGGGCUGAAAAACAACUUGGAAGAAACUGCAUUUGAUAUUGCCAGGAGGACAAGUCUCUAUCACUACCUCUUUGAAAUUGUGGAAGGCUGUACAAAUUCUUCACCUCAGUCUUAACAGUUACAGUAAUUUUCUUAAGUUUCUAAGUGCCAGUGCCUCCUUUGUGUGAGAUGUAAAGUAUUCCCAUAAUCAAAGUUGAUGUCAAACAUCUUACUACAAAAAUUCUGUCGUAUUCAUUAUAAUGUUCUUCCAAGCGGAUUGCCUGACUUUGAUGUCAAAUGUAUUUGAAAGUUGUUUGCAUAUAUCUUUAAUGAUUUCUGUGGAGUUUGUCAUUUUUAUCAGAAAUAAUUUUAAUGUGUGUAUACUUCAAAACUUGACACGGGUUGUAUAGAAACUGAUAUUUUUGGUGCUGAUCCAAGAGAAAUGUAUUUUUAAAUAUCCCACAUCCUAGAUCUUUGUUGAGUAAUUAGCAAUAUACAAUUAGUAAUUGUAUAUUGACAUAUUUUUAUAAGGUGAGGUAACUCAGAACCUCAUUUAAAAGUCUAAAAUAUUCUGAUAUAAUUCAUCUGUCUUCUCUACCUUACCAUAGCCAGUUGCUUUCAUUUUAAACCAGUGCAAGUAAGAUAUUAGUAACUUGAAUCUUCAUAAGUUAAAGAAAAAAACAGCAAAAACCUAGAUCCUUGUCUUUUAGAACACAGACCAUUUUCAGGAAAGCAUUUAGCUAGGUGUUUAAUUCAUGAAUAUUGUAUACUGCCUCCCCUGCCACAAUUUACACAAUCCCUUGGAUAGUCCUACCUCACCCUGGUCAACCUAAUGAUCGUUAUGCUAAUGGCGAAUCAUUAUGACCUUGUAGACAUGCACACAACUAUACCUUUGUCCAAGAGAUCAUAAUAUAUCUGCUAUCCAACUGGUUUUACCUGCCUAAUCCUACUGAGUUGGGCACUGCUCUCAUAAUCUCUCAAGUUCACAGGAAAUGUUGAUUUUCUAAGGUCCUCAUUUUUACAAACUAUACAAGGGCAAACUAAUGGGAAAAUGAAUUCUGAGAGUAAGGGGAUGAUUAUUAUAUUGAGGCUAAAACCACAAAGUGGCUCAGGCUUUUAAAAAACAAACAAACAAAAAAACCACUGUGGAUAAUGACAAACAGCAUAAGUAAAAAUAUUUGCGAAAAAUAAAGUACAAGUUUUGAACAACACAAAA